Messenger RNA from Cornus florida, 1191 nucleotides. Its product is annotated as phospholipase A1-IIdelta-like. The record is from RefSeq and is a predicted model, not a curated record. Bases 1 to 1191 code for a protein of 396 amino acids. NCBI's taxonomy places the organism in Eukaryota, Viridiplantae, Streptophyta, Magnoliopsida, Cornales, Cornaceae. Gene Ontology annotation, molecular function: glycerophospholipid phospholipase A1 activity. Gene Ontology annotation, biological process: lipid metabolic process. The transcript is spliced from 2 exons.
AUGGGAGGAGAGAAACGCCAGAAUCUUCAAAAGGAAGGUGUCCUCUCAAAGGAUUGUAUGCUCGAAGAUCUGUUCUACCAUUUCUUCAAUUCUGAAAUUGGGAUGCCUCCGGGACUGCUCCUCUUCCAGAUCUAUUCUAAUGGAUUGGAACCUCUCUCCGUCUUGCUGCAGACCCCCUCCUCGUCCGCCGGACUAACUCGCGGCGAUUACCAAAUCAUCUCCUUCCUCUAUGCCACUGCAAGCAUUGAUGAUGACUUCUUUGACGCCUUCAUCAUCAGACCUGAGAGCCCCGCCGUCCCACUCCAACGCCAGUCCAAUUGGAUCGGAUACGUUGCUGUCACCACCGACGAAGUCAGCAAGUCCAACGGCAGGCGUGACAUUUAUGUGGCAUGGCGUGGAACCGUCCAACCAAUUGAACUACAAGGGGAUUUACACACUAAGCUCGUGCCUGCCACACCAUUAAUGUCCGGCUCUGGAGGAAAUGACAAUUAUGAUAGUGGUGAGGAUGAUAUCGCCAAGGUCAUGGAGGGUUGGCUCACAAUUUACACCUCCAGCAACCCAGAUUCUCCAUUUCCAAAAACCAGCGCUCAAACUCAAGUUCUAUCAACCAUCACAAAAUUGAUGGAAUUGUACAAGCACGAAAACAUAAGCUUGAUAUUCACGGGACAUAGCCUAGGUGGGGUACUUGCAGCUCUAAGCGCUUUCAAUGUGGUGGAAACUGGUGUAGUUGCAGAUCAUGUCCGGGUCGGGGCUUUCGUGUUCGGUUGCCCAAAGUUAGGCAACAAAGUGUUCAUUGACAAGCUUAAGGCUCUGCAAAACCUGCGAAUCUUACAUGUGAGGAAUGUUUUAGACCUUGUACCAAACUUCCCGCUCACAGUGCCUGGGUAUGAACCAUACGCAGGAAUUGAGCUACAGAUUAAUAGUAACGAUUCGCCAUUCUUGAAAGAUUCGUUCUCUCCAUGGGACUGGCAUAAUUUGCAAGGUAUGUUGCAUGUAGUUGCGGGUUGGAAUGGAAAGGGAGGGAAGUUUGAGCUGAAGGUGAAGAGGAGUUUGGCUCUUGUGAACAAGUCUAGUAAUUUUCUUAAGGAUAAAUAUCAGGUUCCAGAGUCAUGGUGGGUUGAAAAGAAUAAAGGCAUGGUGCUUGAUAAAGAUGGAGACUGGGUUGAGGCCAAGCCAUUCCAAGAGGACUAA